Messenger RNA from Aspergillus chevalieri, 1413 nucleotides. RefSeq lists its product as uncharacterized. Bases 1 to 1413 code for a protein of 470 amino acids. Gene Ontology annotation, cellular component: nucleolus. Gene Ontology annotation, molecular function: RNA binding. NCBI's taxonomy places the organism in Eukaryota, Fungi, Ascomycota, Eurotiomycetes, Eurotiales, Aspergillaceae. Gene Ontology annotation, biological process: maturation of LSU-rRNA from tricistronic rRNA transcript (SSU-rRNA, 5.8S rRNA, LSU-rRNA). The transcript is spliced from 3 exons. The record is from RefSeq and is a predicted model, not a curated record.
AUGGCACCAGACAAGAAAGCCAAUAAGAGAAAGGCUGCGGCCGCCGGAGCCAGCGACUCUCCCGCGAAAAAGACCAAGAAAGUCGAGUCUCAACCCAGCGAAGCGCCCAAAGCUGUUCCCAAGUCCGCUCUGAAGAACAAGCAGAAUGCUCCCGCAGCCAAGGAAACCAAGUCUGAUGCUGCGCCCAAGACCAAUGGCGAGAAGGAGCAGCCGAAGAGACAGAUUAAGCCUCGCAAGCGCGCCGCCGAUUUCCUGAGCAGUGACGAGGAGGAUGAGUUUGAGGUGAAGGAGACUGAGCCCGAGAAAAAGAAGCCUACCAACAAGAAUACUAAGAAGGAGGAGAAGGAGGAUGCUCCUGCUAAGAAGGAAGCUCCCAAGGUUGGGAAGGCUAGCACAAAAUCCUCGAAGAAACGGAAGGAGCCUUCUCCCGAGAAAUCUGAGGAAGAUGAGGCUGACGACAAUGCUUCUGCUUCUGAGGGUAGCGAUGAUGAGGGCGAGGAUGACCAGACGGCUGCUCUUAUCCGUGGCUUUGAGAGUAGCGGCGACGAAGACGCAUCUGACGAUGAAGGAUUCGAUCCCAAACAGCCCGUUCCUAACAUCCCCGACUCGAAGAAGGCGAAGCGCAAGAUCUUGAAGAAGCAGAAGAAGGCUGCUGAGGAAGGUGAAAACCAGACUCCCGGUACCGUUUACAUUGGACGCAUUCCCCACGGUUUCUACGAAUAUCAGAUGCGUGCCUACUUCUCGCAAUUCGGCGAAAUCACCCGUUUGCGUCUUUCUCGCAACCGUAUUACUGGUCGCUCAAAGCAUUACGCUUUCGUUGAAUUCGCCUCGUCCGCAGUCGCCAAAAUCGCCGCAGAGACCAUGGAUAACUAUCUGAUGUUCGGGCACAUCCUGAAGUGCAAAUACAUCCCCUCCGAACAGCUGCACCCCGACAUCUGGAAGGGCGCCAACCGCCGCUUCAAGAAGACUCCGUGGAACAAGAUCGAGAAGAAGCGUUUGGACAAGGGCAAGACUCGUGAGCAGUGGACGGACCGCAUCGAGAAGGAGCAGAAAAAACGUCUUGCCAAAGCUGAGAAGCUCAAGGCUGUCGGCUACGAGUUCGAACUGCCUGAGCUGAUGGAUGUGGACCACGUUCCAGUUCAGGAGGAGCCCAAGGCGAUUGAGGACUCGACGCCUGCUGAGGAGCCCGUGAAGGCCAUUGAGGAAUCAAAGGAGACCGAGACCGAGACCAAGGAGAAUGGUACCCAGAAGAAGUCCAAGAAAGAGAAGAAGGCGGCUCAGCCUGCUGCCGAAAAGGAGACACCCAAGAAGACUAAGGAGAUGAAGGAGUCGAAGAAGGCUGAACCCGCUGCCGCUAAGACCGGAGCAAAGGCGAAGAAGGCCGACAAAAAGAAGGCCAAGCCCAAGGCAUAA